Lotus japonicus is the source of this 2942-nucleotide messenger RNA. RefSeq names its product chloride channel protein CLC-c-like. The record is from RefSeq and is a predicted model, not a curated record. Gene Ontology annotation, biological process: chloride transport; transmembrane transport. Gene Ontology annotation, molecular function: voltage-gated chloride channel activity. The transcript has 8 exons. NCBI's taxonomy places the organism in Eukaryota, Viridiplantae, Streptophyta, Magnoliopsida, Fabales, Fabaceae. Bases 159 to 2552 code for a protein of 797 amino acids. Gene Ontology annotation, cellular component: plant-type vacuole membrane; intracellular membrane-bounded organelle.
UUCUUCUAAUACCCUUCAUAAGUUUGCUACAAAAACUGAUUUCAUGCGAUAUUUUAUCAUACUAUCUCAUCUUUUCUUGUUUUAUCAUACUACUGGGUUCAUUUCCAAUUUGUAUGCUGAUCAAACAAUUUGCAGAAUAGCAUAGGUUUGAAGUUCCUAUGACACAAUCUGGUGGUGAAGUUGUUAAGGAGAUGGAUAAAGAAGAAAAUGAGAACCAUGCUGCUGAUGAUGUGCGCGAUGUAGAAAAUGGUGGUCGAUUGGAUGGGAAUGAUGAGGAAAUUGGAAGGUACUGGUCAGAGUUAUCUGAAAGGAACAGGGCAUAUGCAGAGCCACUUCUUGCAAAGAGGACUAACACUACCUCCCAGAUUGCUAUUGUUGGAUCCAACCUCUACCCUAUUGAAAGCCUUGACUAUGAGGUUUUUGAUAAUGACAUAUUUAACCAGGACUGGAGAUCCAGGAAGAAGGUUCAGAUAUUCCAGUAUGUGGUUCUUAAGUGGGCAUUAGCUCUCCUUAUUGGACUAGGAACCGGACUGGUUGGGUGGUUUAAUAACGUGUCGGUUGAGAACAUAGCUGGUUUUAAGCUGGUUUUGACAACCAAUCUCAUGUCUAAACAAAGAUACCUUGACGCUUUUCUAGCAUAUGCUGGUCUCAAUAUAGUUUUAGCAGCAGCUGCUUCAGCACUCUGUGCUUUCAUUGCUCCAGCAGCAGCAGGCUCUGGGAUUCCGGAGGUUAAAGCAUAUCUCAAUGGCAUCGACGCUCACACCAUUCUAGCUCCAAGAACCCUUUUUGUAAAGAUUGUUGGUUCCAUUCUUGGAGUUUCUGCUGGAUUUGUGGUGGGCAAAGAAGGACCUAUGGUUCAUACAGGUGCUUGUAUAGCUUCUUUGUUGGGGCAGGGUGGAUCUCGCAAGUAUCAUUUGACUUGGACUUGGCUUAGAUAUUUCAAAAAUGACCGAGACCGGCGAGACAUGAUUACGUGUGGUGCAGCUGCGGGUGUUGCUGCUGCCUUUCGUGCUCCAGUAGGUGGUGUCCUUUUUGCCCUUGAAGAGGCGGCUUCAUGGUGGAGGAGUGCUCUACUUUGGAGGACAUUUUUCACUACAGCAGUGGUUGCUAUUGUUUUAAGAUCUGCAAUUCAGAUUUGUUCCUCAGGGAAUUGUGGGCUAUUUGGGGAAGGUGGUCUUAUAUUGUAUGAUGUAAGUUCAGCCAAGGUAACAUAUAGCGGUGGUGAUAUAGUAGCAGUUAUAGUCUUGGGAACCAUUGCUGGUUUUCUUGGAAGCAUAUACAAUUUCCUCGUGGAUAAGGUCGUUCGCAUGUAUAGCAUCAUCAAUGAAAAAGGUGCAGCUUACAAAAUCUCUCUUGCUGUCACUGUUGCUAUUUUAACAUCAUGUUGUUAUUAUUUCCUACCAUGGAUUGCAAGUUGCACCCCAUGUCCUACUGAUAAGGGAGUGAUUUGUCCCUCUGUUGAUGAGUCAGGAGAAUACAAAAUGUUUCAAUGUCCACCAGACCACUACAAUGAUCUUGCUUCCCUCUUCUUAAAUACCAACGAUGAUGCGAUUCGUAAUCUUUUCAGUCCCAAGAUAACCAAAGAAUUUCAUAUUUCCAGUUUGUUUAUCUUCUUUGCUACUAUUUACUUUCUUGGGAUAAUCACAUAUGGUAUUGCUAUUCCAUCUGGGCUUUUCAUUCCCGUCAUACUUGCUGGGGCUGCCUACGGGCGUCUUAUCGGGAGGCUCUUUGAACCAAUCACGAAACUUGAAACCGGACUCUUUGCCCUCCUUGGAGCUGCCUCCUUGCUUGGUGGCACCAUGAGAAUGACAGUCUCACUUUGUGUUAUACUACUUGAGCUCACUAAUGAUCUCUUGUUACUUCCCCUUGUGAUGCUGGCCUUGUUAAUCUCGAAAACUGUGGCUGAUUGCUUCAACAAGGGCGUCUACGAUCAAAUUCUGAAGAUCAAAGGGCUUCCUUAUUUGGAGGCUCAUGCAGAACCUUACAUGAGGAAUAUUGUUGCACGUGAUGUUGUCUCGGGUCCAUUGAUGACCUUUUCUGGCAUUGAAAGGGUUGCAAAUAUAAUGCAUGUUUUGAACACUACAGGGCAUAACGGAUUUCCUGUCAUUGAUGAACCGCCUUUCUCAGAUUCACCAGAAUUGUUUGGGCUUGUACUGAGGUCUCAUUUACUAGUUUUGCUGAAGGCAAAGAACUUUACAAGAGACAGGGUGUUCGCGGAUCAGAGUAUCAUAGAUAAAGUUUCUGUAUUAGAUUUUGGGAAAGCAGGAUCAGGGAAGGGAAUCAAAUUAGAGGAUCUAGAUUUAGAAGAAGAAGAGUUGGAUAUGUAUGUUGAUCUCCAUCCAAUUACUAAUUCAUCCCCACACACUGUAGUUGAGACAAUGUCACUAGCCAAAGCUGCCAUUAUUUUCCGCCAACAAGGACUCAGGCACAUGUGUGUUGUUCCAAAGAGCCAAGGGAGACCUCCAGUUGUUGGGAUUCUAACACGCCAUGAUUUCAUGCCUGAGCAUGUUUUGGGGCUUUACCCUGAUAUUAAACAUCACAAAUGGCACUGAGGGAUCUCAAUGAAAAGAAAUUCUUUUUUCAGCAUUGAAGUGCUGCAUUCAUUUGCUGCAGCAGGUUUCAAAGUUUUAUAUACAGUUUUGAGUGCUAUAUUUUAUCACAGACUCUUCAAAAAGUGCUACUUGAGAUGCGGCUGCUGCAUAGUUUUGAUGGUUAUUUAGCAACUGUGUCAAUAUGUGGAUAGUUAAUCUCUGUCUCAGCAUGAAGUCAACCUUAUGCUUUCAGGUUGAUGGUUUUGAAACAGGGGUACCAGUCAACACUGAUUUGUGUUGGGGUACAAUGUUAAUAAAGAUCUGUUGUUUGACUUUUUGUGAUGAAUUUGUAAAAGUUGAUGAUCAUUGUUCUUUAUAUUUUAUUGUUAAUUAGGCAAAUAUGUUGCAUUA